Messenger RNA from Kuraishia capsulata CBS 1993, 1296 nucleotides. RefSeq lists its product as uncharacterized. Lineage: Eukaryota; Fungi; Ascomycota; Pichiomycetes; Pichiales; Pichiaceae. Bases 1 to 1296 code for a protein of 431 amino acids. The transcript has a single exon. The record is from RefSeq and is a predicted model, not a curated record.
AUGACUGCAUUUGGAAAAGAAUUCAGAGAAAAGUAUUUCCCUACCGGGCCACAGACUGUUCCAAUCAACCAUGGAUCGUAUGGUCUAGUUCCCACCCCGGUCAUCAAGAAAUUCCACGAGCACCUCGAUGAGGAUCUGGCAUUUCCGGAUAAGUACAUUGUGUUUGACUAUACUCCUCAGUUGAAAGCAAACAUUGCGAGAGUUGCUCAGUUGGUGGAUGCGGAUCCCCUGGAUCUGGUGUUCUGCAAUAAUGCCUCUACAGGUGUCAACACGGUUUUGCGUUCGUACCCUUUCCAGAAGGGUGACAAGAUUUUGAUGCCUUCUACCGUUUACGAUGCGUGUGGAAACACAGUCAAGUUCUUGAAGAACAGAUACGGUAUUGAGAUUCUUACGCUAGAUCUCCCAUACCCUCUUUCUGACGACGAGGUGGUUUCCAAAUUUAAAGAGGUAUUCGAGGCCGAAGAGAGCAACGGAAAUCCAGUGAAACUCGCUUUAUUUGACACUGUUGUGUCUAUGCCAGGUCUGAGGAUUCCUUUUGAGAGACUCAUUAAACUUUGUAAGGAUCACAAUGUUCUCUCGAUGGUGGAUGGCGCACAUAGUAUAGGCCUUGUCAAGUUAUCACUGAAGACCCUGGAGCCCGAUUUUUAUACUACAAAUCUUCACAAGUGGUUAUAUGUUCCACGUGGAUGUGCACUUUUGUAUGUGAACAAAAAACAUCACCGUUCCAUCCACACGUUCCCAGUAUCGCACUCGUACCUUGCGGAUGAUGAGCCAUUGGAGGAAACCCUAGAACAAUCUCGUCUUGUGGAUAGAUUUGCGUUCGUUGGGUCCUCGUCAUUUGCUUCAUUUGUCAGUGCCAUCGAUGCCAUUGAGUUUCGUGAGAAUGUGUGCGGUGGUGAAGAUGCAAUUGCAGACUACUGUCUCCGCACAGCAAAGGAAGGUGGGGCCAAGAUUGCUGAGUUAUGGGGGACAAAAGUUCUCGAAAACAAAGAAGGCAGUUUGACGACAUCUAUGGUGAAUGUCGAAGCUCCAAUUCCCUCCGAUUUAAAGGAGGAUUUUUUGAGACUCUGCAAGACCCCUAAGUUUGUUGAGAAGAUGAGGGCAUAUGUCGAUAGAAUUCAGGUGGAGGAGUUCCACACCUACCUUCCAUGUUGUUACCAUAACGGCGCACUUUGGUGCAGAUUCUCAGCCCAGGUCUAUGUUGAUGUGGAUGACUUUGUCUACGCUGCAAACAGUUUCAGGAAGGCUUUUAACAGAUACUUGGAGUCAGACACGUUCAAGGUGCUUUUGAAUUAG